Oncorhynchus mykiss (rainbow trout) is the source of this 3108-nucleotide messenger RNA. The record is from RefSeq and is a predicted model, not a curated record. NCBI's taxonomy places the organism in Eukaryota, Metazoa, Chordata, Actinopteri, Salmoniformes, Salmonidae.
CGACACCAUGUGGUAUCUCCUGUCAACGUUCUGUCUGUACUGCGCAGUCGCGGUGUCAUGUAAACAGCAGAGGUUCGUGAGCUAGCUAACCAGCUACAUAGAUGUUAGGGCGUUGAUACCGGCGAUAUUGUUCAAAUGUAGCUUUCAAUCAAUACAUUUGUCUUUCUUUACCACACAUCGCAUUGUCUAGCAGGAUAAUCUGACCUGUGAGACCCUUAUCGACACCGAGGAUACCGCCUUUUGUUGUUUUGAUCAGUGAUUCGAGAAGGCUAACGCUACGGUAGCUAGCAAGUUAACGUUAGACAGCAUAGUUUGGGUUCUUGCAACGUUGAGCUUCAAAGCUCGAAUGUAAGGGCGGGUUUCUUUCUCUUACAUUGUUUACAUUUUAGCUAACUUUAGAUAGCUAUCAACCUAACGUGACCGUCUUGCUAGCUUAGUUAUAGUCUGUCAACUGUCGUUUUGCUAGCCAUGAUUUGACUUCGAAAACAGCAGGUAUACCAUUAUGAUAUUAUUGAUUUGGUGCUUUGACUGUUUGGUCGUUUCUAGCUAAACAGCUUAGCUGGUAAUACAGUAGUUAAAAUGUCAUGUUUGGGUGAGGUAGCCAAGUGUAUGUCCCUUUGUUAGUUAGCUAUAUAUUCGACACGCUGGUUUCAUGGCACUUAAAAUACCAACAUUAUGUAUUUUAGCAGGCUUGUAACAACUGUGUGGGACACUCGCUAGAUCGUUAAUUAAUUAGCUUGCUGGGCUGUAAUCAACCUGUGAGUAGCCUAGGCCGAAAACGGACUGUGACAAACAACUUGUCACUGCAGCCUAACGUUAUAUUGCCCACGACACGUAACCAGCUGCAAGGCCUGUCAUUAGGACAAUACAAUCAAUACAUGUUAACUGAAAACAGGAAACGCCAGCGGAGUGGUGGGGAAGAGGAGAAUGGCCAGCUGGUGCCUAAGGCCAAAAGGUCGAGCAGAGGAGCUAACCCCCUCUCUCCUGAGCUGGGCCUGGAUGCCUGGGACUCUGAGUUGUCCAACAGUGAGAGCAGAGGGAUUAGCAGUCCGGACCAUGCGGUGGGGAGCAGCAGCAGUAGCCAGUGUGCUGUGGACAGCCUCAGUGGGGCCCAACCCUACGCCCCUGGCCCAUGUAGUCCCCUCAGCUCGGCUCUCUCCUCAGAGCUAGCUGACCCCACUAACCUGGUCUCGUACCAUCAAAUCAACCGCAUCCUACGAGAGGCCCACUUUGAGAGUCUGCAGUGCCGAGGCCACCCCAGAGAUGCAUGAUGAUUUCCCCCCAUUCCAGCCAUGCCUCUGGGGCAGGAGAGGACCGACCACAACCUGGGCAUGCCCGGAGCAUUACAUGGUGGAUCACUCACUCAGCUCUACUACCCCUCUACAUCUCCUGUUUCCAUAACAUCACAACAGCUCUAUGCUGUCUGCAUAUCGUUGGAUGGAGACUAGCUAGUCCAGGCCUGCUUUAUUAUUGAAACUUGGCAAUCCAUUUAGAAUGUAAAAAGAAACCUGUUCAUAUUGUUGGCAAUAAUAACUCUUUGAUCCAAUUGGGAAUAUCCUGACCUGUGACUCUUUUUUUGUUGUUCCAGACCAGUCUGGGUUAUAUGCUGCAUAGUACCAGUCUGGGUUAUAUGCUGCAUAGUACCAGUCUGGGUUAUAUGCUGCAUAGUACCAGUCUGGGUUAUAUGCUGCAUAGUACCAGUCUGGGUUAUAUGCUGCAUAGUACCAGUCUGGGUUACAUGCUGCAUAGUACCAGUCUGGGUUUGUACCAUGUUUGAAAGUGAAAUUGGAGGGGCUGCAGGAACUUCGUGUCUGUACAGGGUUACUGGGGUUUGGUGUCUGUGUAGGGGUUGCUGGGGUUUAGGGUCUGUGUAGGGGUUAUUGGGGUUUAGGGUCUGUGUAGGGGUUACUGGGGUUUAGGGUCUGUGUAGGAGUUACUGGGGUUUAGGGUCUGUGUAGGGGUUACUGGGGUUUAGGGUCUGUGUAGGGGUUACUGGGUUUGGGUAGUCAUAUACUGAAUGAAAUCUGCACUAUGAAGGUUACGGUGUACUGUACGUGAAUCAAUAACUGUGAGGAUUUGUUUGCUUCCGCACUUUACAGGGGGCUAACAAUCACCUACUUUAACUAUCCAGGGUUUUGUUUAUUAGGUACCAAAUGGACUGAAAAGGGGGAAUGCCUGGACUUGUCCAUAAAAAUCAUUUGUUUAAAUUUUAUUUCGCAAUGUUUUACUACAGUGUGCCCUACUGAACAGGACCAAGGGUCAUAAAAAUAAUUUGUUUAAAUUUUAUUUCACAAUGUUUUACUACAGUGUGCCCUACUGAACAGGACCAAGGGUCAUAGUGCAACUUAAUCAGGAAAAUGUUCACCUACACCAGUAACGAAGAAGGGACCUUGGAUCUGACUGAGCUUGUAUAAAAAUGCACUGUAACCUCUGUUUUGUGACCUGUUUUUGGGGGAGCUUUGCACACGGCUUUACUACCCAAACACCUCUUAUCAAGAAGACCUUCCCUCAGCCCGGACUUGUUAGCAGUGUGGUUGAAGCCACUGAAACUGGCCUAGCUGCAAAACAAACCCACUUGAAUCCAGGUGGAUGGUUGCUGUAUGAUUCAGUCUGAAUCCAGCUGGAUGGUUGCUGUAUGAUCCAGUCUGAAUCCAGCUGGAUGGUUGCUGUAUGAUCCAGUCUGAAUCCAGCUGGAUGGUUGCUGUAUGAUCCAGUCUGAAUCCAGCUGGAUGGUUGCUGUAUGAUCCAGUCUGAAUCCAGCUGGAUGGUUACUGUAUGAUCCAGUCUGAAUCCAGCUGGAUGGUUGCUGUAUGAUCCAGUCUCUGUGAACAUCCAGGUAUUUAAAGCACCGACCAUAAGGCUGUGUGUUUUCACAGGCCCCUUUCCCCCAAAGUUGGAUUCGCUGUCCUCUUCGUGGGGGAGGAGCGCAACUGUCCCUCUUUAAGUCAAGACUAGGUUUAGUGUUAUAUCAGAAAAUAUGGUUUAUUUUUAUCAUUAUUUUUUGUAUUAAGAAUUUCUACAUGACAUCUUGCCUGCCAUUGAAAUUUUGGAUUUGAUUUAGUUUUUUUAAUUCACCUACAUUUGAAAAUAAAGAUGUUUUGAAACAGC